CGUCAUAUGGUUGACGUGUGUAAAAGGGGAGGAUCGGCACUGCACCUUUACAUACACACACACACACAGAGGCAGUCAGUCUGUCUGUCCAUUAUACACGCAAAGAGAACACACCUCUCAUUGAUAAAGGUCACCAAACUGUCAUCUCUGCGCAGCCGCCUAUCGCAGCUGGAGACCAAGUCUUUUCUUCUUCACGUUACCAUAAUAGGAACAGAUGGAUGUGUGUAUGCGCCUAAGGCCUUCAGGUGACCGAGUCAGUCACAAAAGGCGGCCGAAGUGGCGCAUGUACUUGGUAUACCACGCUACACUACGCUACACUGCACUACGUACUACAUGCCGCGCAACACGACACCACACAGCACACGGACGCGUCCAUUACACAUCGCGUCUACGGCUAGAUUCACGCGCAUAGCCUCUCCCUCACUCACUCACUCACUCACAGCACGAAAGAGGACAGUGCAAACCGCCACACAAACAAUACUCUCGACUGCGGCACUUCUGGCUGAUUAGAUGAGACCCCAUCGUCAAUCAGUUGCCGAAUGUGACUGCCACUCGAUGAGACCGCUUCUGGCCAAUAGAUCACCAUCAAUCAUCAUUCUCGGCAGCCAUGGCGACCAAGGCGUCAUAGACGGCCUCGGCCGACACCGACAAUGCCACGCUGUCGUUGCCCUCAUGGUCCGUGCUGAGCCGAUGCCAAUCGACUCGCGUGAGGUGGCUGGGGGGCGUCAGGGCGGCCGUGUGGGAGUCGACCGGCUGUAAUUGGGUCGAGCCAACGGGCGACGCAGCGCCACCCAUCGGCAUGUCCUCUGCUGCAUGGCCAGAUGGCGUCUCGACCACGGUGGGCGCGAGGCUCGCGAGGACCUCCGGGAUGUCCUCCUGCAUCCAACGAACAACACAGAAGAGCAUAGCACACUCACACAUACACUGGCCUAUAUCGCUCUCACCGACCGGUGGGCUGCCCUUCUCGAUGAGUGUUCGUUUGGCCUUGCGGAACGCCUCAUAGAGCCCCCGCCAGCCGCCGGUGUGCUGCCGAUGGUGUGUCGACGCCUCGAUGUCGGCCUUCUCUAAAUCACUGCCGUCGGCCGUGUGGCUGAGGGCCACCUGGUGCGUCUGCUCUCUGCUGACAAGCUCGUCCACCACAUAGCACAAGUUUGCCUGCAGGUCCUGCAAUGUGAUGCCCUCAGACACGUCCGAGAGCUCCGACUGCCCAUUCGACGUCUUGUCGGCCUCCAAUCGAGUCGACACUGCAAACAUCACCAUCUCGUGUGUGCGUGUGUCAUACAUAUCGUGAUCAAGACAGUCAGCUGACCCUUGUCGGAGUGCUGGUUGUGGAAUACAUUGGAGAGGUCGGCAGUCCGCAUGUCCCGCAAUUUCUGCCCAGCCAAACAAAGACACAUGCAGAAAAGGAUACAUACGCACCGCGGACAGGAGCACUUGGAUCCUCCCUUGUUGUGUUGCUUACGGUGGCGCUGCUGUCGUCGGGUUUGGGCAGAUGGACGACCACCUCGCCUUGUCGACGGCUGCGCGCCCCUACUCGGCUUUGCCGCAGGCUCUGCACCAGGAAGGCAUGGCUCCACAGAAACUCGUUGCUGACCAACCAAACCACGCGACACACACAAACACAGGAGGUAUUGAUGUCUGUGUGUCCUUUGUGUGUGUGCUUACAAGUCGCCGGGCACGUGUGUGACUUUGAGUCUCUCAAUGGCGUCCUUCACGGCGGCUGACGUCAGGUCCAUGGCCGCCACAACACGAUUCACCGGCCGCCCGACAAAGGGACGGCACCGCACUGAUGUAGCAGCGGGGGGCCCAUCGCCAGAGAGGGCGGCGCUGGACCAGUCAUAGAAGACCUUUGGCGAGACGCGCCGUUUCUCCUCCUCUCUGUGGAUCAGCCACGACACUAACAGCCCCAUCCCACAACCGGACAUCACACGAGCUGAAUCAAACGACACACGACAACAUAAGCAGACAGAUGGGACCAAAGAUGCUGAUUCUGUGCCGUCCAUACUGCCCACCGAAAGCCUUGUUGCGGUCGGUGAGUGCCGUGUAUCGGUAGCCCACUUGCAGCAGACCAUACCGACAUAUCUGCGCCGCCAGCACGACAUAGUGCACCAAGUUGGCCACAAUGACUACCACCACGAGGACGAUCGUCAGCUCCGGAGAGGUCCCCUUGGGCAGCAUGACCACAAAUGACAUAACGAACAGCGACAUUAGCCACACCAGCAGCCCACGCGUCUCCGUCCGAUUCAAUAUGUCCAUACUGCCUCGGUCGAACGGCCACACGGUCAGCUGCAGCGCCAGACACACAGCGGCUACCACCGUCCAGCCCAGCAGCUGUUGGCGGGGCUGAGCCGUUGCCUGCUGUGCGAUUAACAACACCAAAACACGCCUCAUGGCAAGGACAGCGUCCCAGUGGUAGAAGCUGUUGCGAUAGCCGGCAUACAGAAAGCCGACCCUUCUUCGCAUGCGAUACUUCUGCAGGCCCUCUCUAUGCCGCCACAGAAACGCCACGCCACACACCACUGGGGCGAAUGUCCACAGCAGUAGACCAGCCACGGCAAUCCACAGAGAAGGGGCGUGCUCGGCCGAUCGACAGAUGACAUGAGAGUCGAGGUCCAUCCGGGGCCGCAUGUCAUCCAUCGGGUCAGUAGGCAGCAGACUGACACUCUCUCCCGUCGCGAUAUGUAUGACGUCGUCCACAUAGGGAUACCAUCGGCACCGCAGGAGGGCCAGCAUGCUCUUGGUGACGGUGGGAUGGAUGAAAGUAAGAAUGACGACCAUCAUCGUGCCUCGGUUGUCAAGCCACUGCCGCCAUCGGCCGUUCUUGUGGGGCUCCGCUAGGGAAGACUGGCAGGAGGGCGGCGUCACUGGCUCGGUUCGUGAGUCCUUCUGGAAGGUGACCGAUCGCUGGUGCGGCCCGUGUGCGGCAGGCGUGUCUGUCUUGCCAUUGGUCACGGAUGGGGGCGCCGACAGGGCUCGGAGGUAGGUGUCGGUGUCCAAUGAGGUCGACUCGUCGCUGGCAAUGUGCCGUUUCGACUUCAACGCAUUACGAACUCGGUCAAAUCCACUCGCUGCAAACACGUAACGAUCAAGCCAGUAACGAUUACAAUUCAUUGCUUUCUGGAGAACGUGUGUGUAUGUGCUCACCGAUGAGGGGCGCAAUGGUUACCCAGACGAUGGGUAGCGCCAGCCAGAUGGCAUGCCGAUACAGCACGCAUUUGUCGCCCACAUAUGGCCUCAGCAGACAUUCCCAUAUCUGGUAGCUCUGAGGGACGCCGCCACUCCAUGCGAAGAAUGAGCCGACCAGUGAGGAUAUCUCAUCGCCCCAGAGGGACUCGUCGAACACGAGAAAGGCCAAACCACACACAUGCACUCACAUACGGCAACAACAUACAGACGAUGGAAGGAGAGUGCACACGUCUGUCUUUCCUCUUACUGCGGUGAUGUGUGAGAGUCCGAUUUUGAUCAGCUGCGAGGGCACCUCAGCGCGCAGGGACGCCGCCGCCCUGAACACAGACACACAGACAGAACGGACACAGAUGUCCAUUGAAUGUAUGAGAGACACACGGCUACUUGCUGACCUUUCCGCAAGUGCGGUGAGUACGAAGAUGGCCAUCAGAGUGGAGAGAACGAGCAGGACGUUGACAACAACGAUCUGCCACAGCGAGGCACAUUGGGUGCACGGCUGCUGGGGGGUUUGGCGUGAGAAUCCUUCUUUGCACCGGUUGCACACGAAACCCUCAUGCCCAUCCUGUGACAAGUGGACAAAACGGAUAUACAUGAAACGCGGAUGCAAAGUCAGGCUCUCACCGAGCAUAUGUUCAGUCCAUUCCUCUUGCUGGUGCCUUUGCAGGACGACGGCAACGGGCAGCGCAUCACUAUAGGCAGCAAAGUCAUACCGCCACCAUAUCUGUAAAACACAAGCACCACACCAAAAUCCCGCUCACUUCCCUUUUCUUCGGCACUCUCAUUUCAUUCUUACGUUGUCACUUCUUGAGUGGCGUUGUCGGAUGAGCCAUAUGAUCGCAGCUUGACAGUGAGCUGGAAGAAGCCCGGCAGUACACUCGCAUUGUAGUUGACAGGCACCGUACAAUCAACACCCGACAAACAGUCCUGACAAAUCCACCUGCCGCGACUGUCGCCACUGCCGCUCUUGCGCACUCCAGCAGACCCCGCUGUGCACGGCUCGCAUGGCUCGUUGCCUCGCUUCUCGUAGCCAAGGCGGCAGUAACAGGCAGUUGAGCCCUCAUCAGAACCUGCCGACAGACACAUAUAGUUGGAAGGCGUGUUAAUGCAGUGUUCGUUUUCCUGCUGACCUGCAUCAUCGGGGCAUGGUUUGCACGAUUGUGUGCCAACUUGUCUGUUGCUGUAUGUGCCAGGGGGGCACUUAGUGCAGUUGAUGCCGGUGCCCUCGUAGCCGGGCAGGCAGCGACACAGCGCAUCUGAGUCGAAGCUGUAGUCGACCUAUAUGUAGGCGAAGAGCAGAGUAAAUGCAUCGGCCUGCGUCUUUAGCUUGGUUGAUCCUGACCUCUAGUUGGCCGAGUACAGCGCAUAUCUCCGUGCACUCAAAACGCUGCUCACCGUCCAAAGUACGUGGCGAAUAUCCUGCACCAGCCAGACAGAGGGCCCACGCGUGAAUGUGAAUGUAUCUUUGUGAUUUUAUCUGUUUACCCUGAGGAUCGGGCACGAGUGACGCGACAAAGCCAAAGAUAGGGCUUAGCGGGUCGUUGUCAAACACACGGCACCGAUCAGAUCCUGUUGUUUGACCUAUAUACCUGUUUCGACGUAUAUCCUGACAUUUCUGAAAAUGUAAGCACACAUUCAAAGACACACGCCAAAAGACAAACAGGAGAAUACAUAGAUCACAACGGCCGCCAUAUGUGCGCUUCACUUGUACCUCGAUCGGUGUGAGGCUGAUGCAUGCUGGAAUCUGCCCACUUUUUAGGUCCGGGUUCUGUGUCAAUCUUAUAAAGAAAGACCAGAAGAACUGACGUAAGCUCUGUAUUCUCUUCAACGAGUUGUUGCCGAAGUCGACAGAAACUAGCGCCCUGUCCCCGAGGCGCCUCAUGUCAAUGGUGGUGAUAUUGUUGUGCUGGAAGCGCAUUUGUUCCAGUAUCGGCAUUGCCUGUAUAGGCGAGAACACUGGCAGGUCUGGCAUCUGUAUAGUAUAGACAAUGAGGGUGUGCUUAUAAGUAUUUCUACGUUUGAGCGGCUGUGUGUGUGUACCAGGAAGGAUUGGACUGCCAUGAACUGCUCCAAAACCUCACGGUUGAAUACAAAGAAUGCCUCACAGCGUAUCUCGCCGUAGAGGUCACAAUUCGAUGCAUCCAGCGUCGUCAAACUGUCAUACACGUGAGAGGCAGGGCAGAAACACAUCCUGCAAUCAAUGAUGCUCACUUACUUGCUCUGCCAUUUGAGGCGCAUAAAAAACUCGGUCGCGUCGACAUUGAUAGGAUUGUUGGACACAUUCAGCUCGCGCAGGCUGCCCCAGUCGGGCGGGGGCAGGGAGAGGCUUGAAUUAAGCAUAUCGAUCACCAGACCCGACACAUUUGAGAUGAGAAAGCCGCUCAACGCUGUCCUCAGCCCUAUCAGUUCAUCACAUACACAUACAAGGAACACAUCCAUGCGAAUGUGUAGUGUCCCACCUUCAUUUAUGAAGUCCACAGAGCAGAGGCCUUGCCGUGUGAAGCCCGAUUUAGGCCACCGACUAAUGUGGUUGUUGGCGAGAUUGAGAUACGCUAAGUUGGGCAUGAAGUGGAAAAUCUUCGGUAUGGCCUCUAGCAGGUUGUCUUGCAAAUGCAACCAACGCAACCUUACACCCAAAUGCACUCUUUGAUUUGUCAGUCUACGGCACAUAUGUAAACAUCUCACUAACCAAUGGGGAAUAUCACCGGUGAAUCUCGUAAUGAGGUUGUUGCUGAGCGAGGCGUUCGUCAGGUUGGGGAAGAAAGACAGAUCGAUGGACUCUUUCACACGAUUAAAUGACAGAUCCAACAACUCAAUGCUCUCAUACUCUGCAUUGUCCAUCCAACCGAUCAGUCUGACGAGUGACAAGCGCAGUCAUUAGUUGCACAGCAUAUGUGAAGGAUACAGUGCUCCUCACCGGUUGUGAGAUGCAUAGAGUUCGAUGAGAUUCUGCCAAGUUGAGGGGCCAGUGGGUAAAGCACCGUUAAACUGUAACGUAAGAAUAUGUAUAAAUUCCGAUUCACAUUAUACAUCAUCGUAGUCACCAAAUUGUCAUCAACUGAUAGUCGUCGGAGCGAUGUGAGCUUACUUAGCAGCUCCAGAGUGCCGCGAAAACUGUUGCCUCUCAAACUGAGUUCCUCAAUCGAGUGCCACCCCUUCAGCGUAUCCGGGAGGAGGCCAGAAAGCUAUGCAUACCAGCAUGGACGGACAGAAUAAUACGUAAGAUAUAAUAUCAAGUGUCUACAUCGGCACAUACCUGAUUGCCAGUAAGAUUCAGCAUGCGCAGUUUGACCAGCUGCCCCAGUUCUAAUGGGAGGGAGCCGGUGAGGCCUGAGAAUUCUGCAAUCAAUCGCGUCAAGUUGCCCGCAUUUCCAAGGGAGGGCGGCAAUGGACCGGAAAACUGAGAAAAAAUACGCACAGCCACAUAGCAGUAGUGGGUAUGUGUUCCAUUAUUUUCUCUUGCAUUUCUCUUGGUAAUGUUGUUGUAAGAGAUAUUAAGGCUAUCCAAGCCGUCCAUCUCGGUGCCGAGUCCGUGUGGCAACGGGCCACUGAACGCAUUGUCACUCACAUCUAGCAUCCGCAGCCGCCUCAGCUGUGCCAAUGAUUUAGGCAGCUCCCCAUGCAGCUCAUUUCUUCUCACAUCCAGUUCGCUCAAUCGAGAGAGGGCGUCCAAAUCGUCAGGCAGAGAACCCGUCAGGCCGAUUCCGUUGAGCUUCAGUCGGGUCAGAUUGCGGCAAGACGUCAAAGUCGCCGGAAACGGCCCUUCCAUUUGCUUGUUAUUCUGGAUGUCUAAAAUGCGAAGGCGCUGAAGGCUGCCGAUGUCUUCAGGUAUGGCCCCUGAUAGGUCUGUUUGGCUGAGUGAUAGAGCCUCGAGGCGUGAUAGGUUGGUUAGGAAGGGAGGAAUGGGACCCCUUAGUGAAUUCGCGCCCGAAAUGUAUAGGCCCUUCAGAUAAGGCAGGUCGCCAAUUGUACUUGGAAUCGUGCUGGAUUCCUGAAAGAAAUAUACAGAUGAGCAUGUGUGUGUGUGUGUGUGUGUGUGUGUCAAUGAUGAAUCAAUUCUAAAAAUCAGCUUACCAUUACUGCCCAUAUGGAUAUGCGCAGAGAGGUCAUUUUGGCGAUAUCAUCAUGUAAGCCCCCCUCCACGGGCCCAAUGAAACCCGCUGCAUGACGCAGCCGAUAAAACGAUUCCGAAAAAGAAAAGACCGGAGGCCUGCGGGGGCCGGAACUGAGGGGGAUGAGACUGUGACUGAUAAAGAUGAUGUAGCCCUCGCUCAGCCGCACACAUGUGAUGAAGGGCACGAUGCACAGGUUGUCAUCGAAGAUGGACUUGGUCUCAUUGUCCGCCAAUCCAGACUCGUAAUACCAAUCGAACAGAGCCGCCGCAUCCUCCUGACAUGCAUCGCACCGCUCCAGCUCCUCCAUCUCGGUGUAUGGAAGGACGUUGUCGCCUCGCAGCACUACUCCGCCUCCGCCAUUUGGAACCUCCACGUCAGCCGAGGCGAAGGGGGGUAAGAUUGAGAGCCCCCCUUCUAUCCCGGGGCCUUCUAUGCGGAAGCCAAACGUCUGAUUGAAGCCAAACGUCUGAUUGGCUCGCUGAAGGCUUCGCUGGAAGGGCGAGGACGCAACCAGCGACGAUGAGAGGCAGAUAAAGACGAAGGACGGAAGAGUCGCUAUGUGAUGAAAGGCACUCAUCGACUCAAGCAUAGCUGCAAUCACAUUUG
This is a messenger RNA of Vitrella brassicaformis, 7904 nucleotides long. Lineage: Eukaryota; Vitrellaceae. The record is from the annotation of a GenBank genome assembly.